AUGCAACUUUUAUUGGAUGAUUUGCUAUCGAUACAAAAUUCGAAAGGUACCAAAUCAACGUAUCUUCAUUCGACAUUAUAUGUUACUGAUGGAGAUUAUGGCUUAUACGCGAUAUCAGCAUUCGUUAAUCGGCACACAAUUACUAUUGGUACUACAAAUGCUGGACCACCAUUAUUGUCGGGGCCAUCGCCAAUCGCUUAUAAGGUUCAUUUCAUUUCUAAUCGAGAAAAUUAUCCAAUCUGCAAUUUGCGCAAUAUUAAAUUCGAUAUUUUAUCGAUAUUAUCAAAAAAUUGGAUAAUUGGAAAAUUACUUAAUUAUUAUAAAAUCGAAUGUAAAUUCUCUUGUAAAUUUGUACAAACAUCGAGUUAUUUUUAUAAAUUUUGGAAUCGACACCAAAAUACCGAGAAAGGUUAUGAACGAAUUGGAAAUAUCCUUUAUAAUCCGCAGACAAUUCUUGGACGCGGGUGCGAUGGUACUAUUGUUUACAGGGGUAAAUUCGAUGGUCGACAAGUAGCUGUAAAACGCGUUGUCGCCGAAAUGGUUCAUUUGGUAAAUCGUGAAGUGGAUUUACUUCGAGAAAGUGAUGCGCAUUUGAAUGUCAUUCGAUAUUUUUGUUUAGAAUCUGAUAGUCAUUUUCGUUACAUUGCAUUAGAACUUUGUUCAUUCUCAUUGUAUGAUUAUGUUGAAAAUGAAGAUGUGCAUUCAAAUUGUUCCUUAACAACGACUGAAAUAUUUCAGCAAGCAGCUGAAGGAAUCGCUUAUCUUCAUAGUAUAAAUAUUGUUCAUCGCGAUAUUAAACCUCAAAAUGUGUUAUUUUCAAUGAAAAAUCAACAUGGACAAGUUCGUGUGCUCAUAUCCGAUUUCGGUUUAUGCAAACGUCUUCAGUACGGUUAUUCAGUAACCCAGUCAGGAUUAAUUGGUACUGAUGGCUGGAUCGCUCCAGAACUUUAUAAUAUGCAUGACAAAAUCACAUGUGCUGUUGAUAUAUUUUCUUUGGGAUGUAUUUUUUAUUAUGUAUUAACUAAAGGAAUGCAUCCAUUUGGUGGUUCACUACAACGACAAGCAAAAAUCGUAUCAUUAUUUUUAAAUUUAGAAAAUAUUCCUGGAUUAUCUUUAAUACAUUCAAUGCUUCAAAAAAAUCCUAAUUCACGUCCAACAGCGAAAGAUUUACUUGUACAUCCUUUCUUUUGGUCUGCAAGUCGUCAACUUCAAUUUUUCUCAGAUGUAAGCGAUCGUAUUGAGAAGGAAGACAUUAAUUCGUUGGUUGUUAAACGUCUUGAAAAAGGAUCUCGAUUAGUUGUUACUGGAAAUUGGCGUGAUGUUAUUUGUCCAGCUUUAUCUGACGAUCUAAAAAAGUUUCGCUCAUAUAAAGGUCAUUCAGUACGAGAUUUAUUACGAGCAAUGCGUAAUAAAAAACAUCAUUAUCGCGAAUUACCGGAGGAGGUUCGAAUUUCAUUAGGUGAUAUACCUGAACAAUUCGUUCAUUAUUUUACAUCUCGUUUUCCUGAGUUAUUAAUGCAUACAUAUGAAGCAAUGGAAUGUUGUUCAAGUGAAAAAUUAUUUAUCGGUUAUUAUGCUGAAAAUUCAUUCAGUACGAAUUAUCACGAAUUAAUCGCUCGUUGA
Molecule: messenger RNA, 1623 nt
Organism: Dracunculus medinensis (Guinea worm)
Lineage: Eukaryota; Metazoa; Nematoda; Chromadorea; Rhabditida; Dracunculidae
Source: the annotation of a GenBank genome assembly